Molecule: messenger RNA, 4233 nt
Organism: Abrus precatorius (Indian licorice)
Lineage: Eukaryota; Viridiplantae; Streptophyta; Magnoliopsida; Fabales; Fabaceae
Product: LRR receptor-like serine/threonine-protein kinase ERECTA
Exons: 27
Coding region: 630-3608 (992 amino acids)
Biological process (GO): protein phosphorylation
Molecular function (GO): ATP binding; protein binding; protein kinase activity
Source: RefSeq, a predicted model, not a curated record
UACAGUGUUGUUUACUAUGGUUGAAUGGCAUAACACUAGCUAUAGCAUAACGUUUUAAACAGAGAGAGAAAAAACUAUGUAAAAUAAAAAAGAGAGAAAAGGGGUGCAGAGUUUGCAGGUUCUACCAGAAAUGGUGCCAGAAGGUUUUAACUUUAUGUGUGAAAUAAUUUUCCUCUCUCUCUCUCUCUUCUUUUUCUCCCUUCAUUUCACACUUGUAUUAGGGGGUGAUGUUUGUGGCAGAACGAUGUGAUUGAACAGCCAAAGCUGUGAACUUGGUCUGUGUAAAAAAAAAUAAAAAAAUCAUAACAUGAAAUUCUAACUACUAUAAUCACAUGAAAUGCUAGAGGAUAAUAACAAUACACAGAAGAUUAGUCUCAAACACACCUCCUCUCCUUACCCUUUUCUUCAAUCAUAUUUGAAUGGUGUUUGGUGUCGCUCCAGUUGAAGCUUAACACACCUCCUGUUUUUUCUUUCUUUCUUUAUUUCUUUCUUCUUCUACUACUACUGGUUCUAUUGUGGUUCCUUGUGUUGUGCAUGAACAAGAGGUGAACAAAGAGCUUGGGGGUUGGUGGGAGUUGAGUGGUUUGAUGGUUAAGGUUGUGUGAGGUUGAAGUCCUGCAGUUGUAGCUAUGGCAUUUGGAUUUGGGGUCCUUCUUCUUGCUUUGCUCGUUUGUUUCAAUGUCAAUUCUGUGGAUUCUGAUGAUGGAGCAACGUUGUUAGAGAUAAAGAAGGCAUUCAGGGAUGUGGACAAUGUUCUAUAUGAUUGGACAGAUUCACCAUCAUCAGAUUAUUGCGCUUGGAGAGGGAUCACUUGUGAUAAUGUUACCUUUAAUGUUGUUGCACUCAAUCUUUCAGGGUUGAAUCUUGAUGGUGAAAUUUCACCUGCCAUAGGGAACCUUAAGAGUUUGGUCUCUAUUGACCUCAGAGAAAACCGGUUAUCAGGGCAGAUACCAGAUGAGAUUGGUGACUGUUCUUCCUUGAAGAGCUUGGACUUGUCUUUUAAUGAAAUAAGAGGGGAUAUACCAUUUUCAAUUUCUAAGUUGAAACAACUGGAAAAUCUGAUUUUGAAAAAUAAUCAGUUGAUUGGACCAAUUCCUUCAACUUUGUCUCAGAUUCCUAAUUUGAAGAUUCUAGACCUGGCUCAAAACAAUCUCAGUGGUGAGAUACCAAGGCUUAUAUACUGGAAUGAAGUUUUGCAGUAUCUGGGGUUGAGAGGGAACAAUUUGGUCGGUUCACUAUCACCAGACAUGUGCCAGUUAACAGGGUUGUGGUAUUUUGAUAUGAGAAACAAUAGCUUGACAGGAAGUAUUCCAGAAAACAUAGGCAACUGUACUGCGUUCCAGGUCUUGGAUUUAUCCUACAACCAGCUAACUGGAGAGAUACCAUUCAAUAUUGGAUUCUUGCAAGUAGCAACAUUGUCAUUGCAAGGCAAUAAACUCUCUGGGCACAUUCCUUCUGUGAUCGGUCUCAUGCAAGCACUUGCUGUCUUAGACUUGAGUUGUAACAUGUUAAGUGGAUCAAUCCCUUCUAUUUUGGGAAAUUUGACUUACACAGAAAAAUUGUACUUGCAUGGAAACAAGCUGACUGGCCUCAUUCCCCCAGAGCUUGGGAAUAUGACAAAGCUUCACUAUUUGGAACUGAAUGAUAACCAUAUAGAUGGACAUAUCCCACCUGAACUUGGAAAGCUUACUGAUCUGUUUGACUUAAAUGUUGCUAACAACAAUCUUGAGGGGCCAAUUCCUGGUAAUAUUAGCUCAUGUAAAAAUCUUAACAGCCUCAAUGUGCACGGGAACAGAUUGAAUGGAACUAUUCCCCCAGCUUUGCAGAGCUUGGAGAGCAUGACCUCUCUGAAUCUUUCUUCCAACAAUCUUCAAGGCGCAAUUCCAAUUGAACUGUCACGGAUUGGUAAUUUGGAUACAUUGGAUAUUUCAAACAAUAAUUUAGUUGGUUUCAUCCCUUCUUCCCUUGGUGACUUGGAACAUCUUCUGAAGCUGAAUCUGAGCAGAAACAAUUUAACAGGAGUUAUUCCAGCUGAAUUUGGAAAUCUUAGAAGUGUUAUGGAAAUUGAUCUUUCAAAUAAUGAACUCUCUGGGUUGAUUCCUGACGAACUUAGUCAGCUUCAGAACAUGAUAUCCUUGAGGCUUGAAAACAACAAAUUAACUGGGGAUGUGGCAUCACUUACAAAUUGCCUUAGUCUCUCUCUCCUUAACGUGUCCUAUAACAAACUAGUUGGUGUUAUUCCCACAAACAACAACUUUUCCAGGUUUCCCCCUGACAGUUUCAUUGGAAACCCUGGCCUUUGUGGUAAUUGGCUGAAUUUGCCAUGUCAUGGCUCUCACCCUGCAGAGCGAGUUACAUUAUCUAAGGCAGCUAUUCUGGGAAUUACACUUGGAGCCCUUGUAAUUCUUCUUAUGAUAUUGCUGGCAGCUUGCCGACCCCACAAUCCAUCUCCUUUUGCUGAUGGAUCACUUGACAAGCCAGUUAAUUACUCACCUCCAAAACUAGUGAUUCUUCAUAUGAAUAUGGCACUUCAUGUGUAUGAAGAUAUCAUGAGGAUGACUGAAAACCUGAGUGAGAAGUAUAUAAUUGGAUAUGGUGCAUCAAGUACAGUUUAUAAAUGUGUUCUCAAGAAUUGCAAACCAGUGGCCAUCAAAAGGCUCUAUUCUCACUAUCCACAAUGCUUGAAAGAAUUUGAAACUGAACUUGAGACAGUUGGAAGCAUUAAGCACAGGAAUCUGGUCAGUCUCCAAGGCUAUUCUUUGUCCCCAUAUGGCCACCUUCUGUUUUAUGACUACAUGGAAAAUGGCAGUCUAUGGGAUCUUCUUCAUGGACCCACCAAGAAGAAGAAACUUGACUGGGAUUUGCGUCUAAAAAUAGGACUUGGAGCAGCACAAGGGCUAGCUUAUCUACACCAUGAUUGCAGUCCUCGAAUCAUCCACAGGGAUGUGAAGUCAUCGAACAUUUUAUUAGAUGCUGACUUUGAGCCGCAUCUCACUGAUUUUGGCAUUGCCAAAAGUCUCUGUCCUUCAAAGUCCCAUACUUCUACUUACAUAAUGGGCACAAUUGGCUACAUAGACCCUGAGUAUGCUAGAACAUCACGACUCACUGAGAAGUCUGAUGUGUACAGCUAUGGUAUUGUUUUACUUGAGUUGCUAACUGGGAGAAAAGCUGUUGACAAUGAAUCCAAUCUCCAUCAUCUGAUUUUGUCCAAGACAGCAAACAAUGCUGUAAUGGAAACAGUUGAUCCAGACAUUACGGCCACAUGCAAGGACCUUGGAGCUGUGAAAAAGGUUUAUCAGCUUGCACUACUAUGCACAAAGAGGCAACCAGCUGAUAGACCCACAAUGCAUGAAGUGGCACGUGUGCUGGGAAGUCUUGUGCCAUCAAGCUUCCCACCAAAACAACCAGCUACACUCCCACCUCCUUCAAAUCCAUCAGCUAAAGUGCCAUGCUACAUGGAUGAGUAUGCAAAUCUCAAGACUCCACACUUGGUUAAUUGUCCAUCCAUGAGCACUUCUGAUGCCCAGCUCUUCCUCAAGUUUGGAGAGGUAAUCUCUCAGAACAGUGAGGAUUUUGAAAGAGCCAAAUCUAAGAAUCAUGUAUAUUAAAAACCCCUAAAGUGAAAAAAAAAAUGGAUGAGGCAAGGCAAGGAAGAGUGGGUGUACAAGGUAAUGAGAAUGUUUAUAAAAAUUUUAGUCCUAGUCUGUAUUGUUAUUUUGAACAGAAAAGAUGUUUAUCACACUUUACUACAAGUUGAAAGGUGUAGUAAUCCAAUUCUUGUACUUGUUUGGGUAGCACACAAGAUUGUAGUAGUAAAGUUAAGGGACUGGGUCCACUGAGAAAGGUGGGGUAGCUAAAGGGUCUUAAUGGAAAGGGAAAUCAGUGCAUAAUGUGUGAGCAGCAAUAAUGCACUGAUUCUUAGCUGGCCAUAUGUGUCUGAAUGCUGGCAAUAUGCAGCAGAGUAUCCAUGACCUCUUUUACUACCCUUAUGCCAUUUGUUCAGUAAAGUGCUACGAAAUUAUAUCAUGAAAUUUUGGGUCAUUGGGGGCUCCCACAAAGGAUUCAAAUUAUGCCAUUGGUUUUCGUGCCUUUUGACUCGGAAAUGUUUAAUAUGAUCAUUAUGGACGUUCAGUGUCAUUAAUUGAACAAUUGUGAGCAGCUGAAAAAUAAAUGCAAGCUAUGUACUUAGAAAAAAGGUUGCAUGGUGAAAAUAAACUAAUAUUGCUGUUGUAU